Messenger RNA from Penicillium atrosanguineum, 1170 nucleotides. RefSeq lists its product as uncharacterized. NCBI's taxonomy places the organism in Eukaryota, Fungi, Ascomycota, Eurotiomycetes, Eurotiales, Aspergillaceae. The coding region runs from base 1 to 1170 and encodes 389 amino acids. The record is from RefSeq and is a predicted model, not a curated record. The transcript has 2 exons. Gene Ontology annotation, biological process: transmembrane transport. Gene Ontology annotation, molecular function: transmembrane transporter activity.
AUGAGGGAUAUCCAUUCCACAAGUGAGGCCCCAGGCCUCAGCUGGCGAUCUUCUAAACUGUUCAUCCUCUCGACAAUCGCAAUCGCGCUGUUCGCGGAAACAUUCCUCUAUGGCUUCCUUGUGCCUAUGUUGCCAUACAUCUUUCGAACGCGACUACAUGUGAAUCAAGCCAAAAUUCAGGAACUAACGUCACUUGUGCUCGCCGUGCAUGGAAUGGUCUCGGUUAUUUCAGGUCCCAUCAUCGGCCACUUUGCAGAUAAAACCUCGAAUCGCAAGGUCCCACUACUACUAUCACUUUUCGCGUGUACAGUCGGUACUAGCAUGAUCGCUUGCUCAAGCUCACUUGCUAUGCUCUUUAUUGGCCGUGUGAUGCAAGGUAUUGCUGGAUCCUCAGUGUGGAUUAUUGGCUUCGCGACCGUGGCUGCUACCGUGGGUGGAGAUAAUAUGGGUAAGGUCGAGGGUAUAAUGAUGUCCUUCCUCUAUUCUGGAUUGAUAGGAGGCCCGUUCAUUUCUGGUCUGCUCUUAGAGUAUGUGGGCUAUUGGUUGACAUGGUCGCUACCGCUCUUGCUUCUCUGUAUAGAUUUCUGCGCACGUCUAGUCAUGAUCGAGAGACGUCUAGUCCUGAUCGAGAGCCGACCUGUGGAGCUUUCCAGUAGCAGGCGAGAAUCGACAGAAUCAAGAACGUGUGAUGCUACUAGCCCGUUCCUCGCUCCACGCGAAAACCCUCAAACUCGGUCUACUGCAGGGAAUUUCUGGCGUAUUAUCCUCACUGAUAAUAGAGCGCUGACUGCGUUGUUUGUUGCUGUAUCGACAACAACGGUUGGCACAAGUUUCCAUGCUACGCUCCCCAUUCAUGUACAGGAAACAUUCGGCUGGGGCUCAGGAAAAAGUGGGACAUUGUUUGCUUUUCUCAUUAUGCCAACUCUCCUGGUCAGUCCAUUGGCAGGAUGGUUGCGCGAUCGUUUUGGUGUGCGGUAUCCUGCCAUGGCAUCUGCGGCUUUUCAAGCAGUGAUGUUUGGGCUCUUGGGCCUUGCCGGUACCGAUUUACUCCCUUGGAGUAGUGCUCAGACCGGAGGUGGCACGUUGUACACGGGCUGCAUUCUCGCCAUCGGCGUAGCGCGGCCAUUCACGACAAACGUAGGCCCCGUCGAACUUUCCGGUCAGUGCUAA